AUGUACCUCCUAUUCGCCGUUCUCGUGUCUCACGCGUUGCCAGCGAUUCUCUCGCUUCCCAUCUGUACCGAAUGUCCCACUGGUGGGAUUUGGUCGCGUUGGAGGGACACUACGGAUUGCACAAAGCGCUGUGGAUUGAAUGCGAAAUCCACUACCACUACCGCAACUUAUGGAUGCGACUCUUGCACACUUGCUCAACUUCUUGCUAUUAGAAGACCCCCAAGCCCAGCCACUUUCACACCAGUUUUCAGUUAUGAUUCUGUCACUGGCUGCGCUCAAGUGAGCGGGAAUUGCAGUGGAUCUGCAGUUGACGUUGUACAAAUCGGCGGCAGCGCAGUGGCUGGACAAACGGGUUUUCUCGGCUAUGUCUGUGGUUGUGGAUGGGUAAGUACCAAGCCAGAAGCUCCUUUUGUCUGCUCGCCUGCUGGAAAAUGGCAAUUUGGCGGGGAAACACUUGGCGAUUGGUACUGCUAUGUUUAUGCAAGUUGUCCGUGUUCAGGAAAG
Mesorhabditis belari is the source of this 504-nucleotide messenger RNA. The record is from the annotation of a GenBank genome assembly. Lineage: Eukaryota; Metazoa; Nematoda; Chromadorea; Rhabditida; Rhabditidae.